Acanthochromis polyacanthus (spiny chromis) is the source of this 4457-nucleotide messenger RNA. RefSeq names its product endoplasmic reticulum aminopeptidase 1b (gene erap1b). Lineage: Eukaryota; Metazoa; Chordata; Actinopteri; Pomacentridae. The record is from RefSeq and is a predicted model, not a curated record. The coding region runs from base 278 to 3202 and encodes 974 amino acids. Gene Ontology annotation, biological process: peptide catabolic process; proteolysis. Gene Ontology annotation, molecular function: metalloaminopeptidase activity; zinc ion binding; peptide binding. Gene Ontology annotation, cellular component: cytoplasm. The transcript has 19 exons.
GCAUUUUUACAGCCAUAUGCAUGACCCGGAGAUGUUAGUUUGCAGAACCUGUUGCUGCUGAACUCUUUUUUUUUUUGUCGAAUGUUUUCACUCAGCCUCUGUUCUGAGGGUUUGAGCUGCAAACCUGCAAAAAAAAAAAAAAAAACGAGCUGGAAUCAUGAAUCUUAGGUGGAAUUUGCAGUCCCGACACCUCAGCUGCAGGUGUCACACCUAAAAUGAUCUGUGCUGACCUCUCAGCUCUGUCUGCUGGGGUGUUUUCCCCUGUUUUUUUCCCAGCAUGCAAUAUUCCUUCAGUGGUUUCACUUUCACUUCUGACUUACUCGCACUGAACCUGCGUGCAGAGGACGGAAAGGUGAGAAGAUUUUCUUCAUUCACCGUCACCAUGUUGGCUUCCCUCCUCCUGCUGCUCUGUGCCCUCUCUCCUCCAUCAUUUGGGGCUCAGCUACCAAAUCAAAACCAAGCCAAAGAGCCUCCCGUAGCCACCAACGGCCAGCCCUUCCCCUGGGACCGCAUGAGGCUUCCCAAAACCAUCACUCCCCUCCACUAUGACCUGAGCAUCCACCCAAACCUGACCACACUGGACUUCACCGGCGUCGUCCGUAUUGAGCUGGAUGUGCAUGAAGACACCAGCACCGUGAUUCUCCACUCCAAGCAGCUGCAGAUAUCCGAUGCGCUGCUCAUGGCCCCUGAAGGAGUGAAGCCCCUUCAGGUUCUGGAGUAUCCUCGCUUCCAUCAGCUCGCUCUGCUGUCAGACUCGGUGCUGACCAAAGGCAGGAAGUAUGAAGUUCAGCUGGAGUUUGCCGCCAACUUGUCUGACAGCUUCCAUGGUUUCUACAAGAGCAACUACCGAACCAGCAGCGGGGAGGUCCGGGUCCUGGCGUCGACACAGUUUGAAGCCACCUUUGCUCGUGGAGCUUUCCCCUGUUUCGAUGAACCAGCCUUCAAAGCCAACUUCACCAUACGGAUCGUACGGGAGCCGCGACACAUAACCAUCUCCAACAUGCCCAAGGUUAAAACAGUGCAGUUGCCGGGCGGUUUGCUUGAGGAUCACUUUGACACCACCGUUAAAAUGAGCACCUACUUGGUGGCCUACAUUGUGUCUGACUUCUUGUCUGUGAGCAAAACCACCAAGCAUGGUGUUGAGAUUUCAGUCUAUGCUGUCCCCGAAAAGAUCGACCAGACAGCCUUUGCGUUGGAUGCUGCUGUCAAGCUGUUAGACUUUUACGAUGACUAUUUUGAUAUUCCUUACCCGCUUCCCAAACAGGACCUGGCUGCCAUCCCUGACUUCCAGUCAGGCGCGAUGGAGAACUGGGGUCUGACCACCUACAGAGAGACCGGCCUCCUCUUUGAUCCUGACAGGUCCUCUGCCUCCGACAAACUGGGCAUCACUAAGGUCAUCGCCCACGAGCUGGCGCACCAGUGGUUUGGCAACCUGGUGACGAUGGAGUGGUGGAAUGACCUGUGGCUCAACGAGGGUUUCGCUAAGUUCAUGGAGUUCAUUUCGCUCGACAUCACCUACCCAGAACUGCAAGUGGAUGACUUCUUUUUGGGGAAAUGUUUUGAGGCGAUGGAGGUGGACUCCCUCAGCUCCUCUCACCCGGUCUCCACCCCCGUAGAAAACCCCACGCAGAUCCAGGAGAUGUUUGACGAUGUGUCAUAUGACAAGGGGGCCUGUAUUCUGAACAUGCUGCGGGACUUUCUUACUCCUGAGGCCUUCGAGAUCGGCAUCAUCCGAUACCUCAAACGUUACAGUUACCAAAACACUGUGAACAGCCACCUGUGGGAGAGUCUGACCAAUAUCUGUGACUCAGAUGAUCUGGUCGAAGGUCGGAUGGAACACAGAGAAUUCUGCUCCAAACGCAAACUUCAGUCCGGAGCCUCUAAGUGGCACUCUGGUGAUGAGCUGGAUGUCAGAGCCAUCAUGGACACCUGGACGCUGCAGGAAGGAUUCCCACUGGUCACUGUGGAGGUCAGAGGUCGGGAGGUCUGGCUGAGUCAGGAGAGAUUCCUGAAGACAGAUGAUCCCUCCCUCACUGAAGGCUUCCUGUGGCAGAUCCCUCUGACCUACAUGACCAGCGCCUCCAGCACCAUCCACCGCUUCCUGCUCAAGACAAAGACUGGCGUGCUGUAUCUGCCGGAGGAGGUGGACUGGGUCAAGUUCAACGUGGACAUGAGUGGCUACUACAUGGUUCACUACGCAGGCGACGGCUGGAACUCCAUCAUCAAAGUACUGCAGCACAACCACACGGCUCUGACCAGCAACGAUCGCGCCAGCCUCAUCCAGAACGUCUUCCAGCUGGUCAGCGUGGGGAAGGUGAGGCUGGACACGGCUCUGGAGCUGUCGCUGUAUCUGUCCAGAGAGACGGAGAUCAUGGCUGUGACUCAGGGCUUCGGAGAGCUCGUACCUCUUUACAAACUGAUGGAGAAGAGGGACAUGGCAGCUCUGGAGAAUCAGAUGAAGGGCUACAUUGUCGAUCUGUUCCGGGGCCUGAUCGACCGGCAGGAGUGGACCGACUCUGGUUCAGUUUCUGAGCGAGUGUUGAGGAGUUACCUGCUGCUGUUCGCCUGCGUCAGGAAAUACCCUCCAUGUCUGAACAAAGCCACGCAGCUCUUUAACCAGUGGAAGGACUCUGACGGCAACAUGAGCCUCCCUGUUGACAUCACAAUGGCUGUGUUCAUAACCGGAGCUCAAACGGCAGAAGGGUGGGACUUCCUGUUUGAGAAGUACCGCCACUCGAUGCAAAUGUCUGUCAGGAGCCGCAUGAAGACUGCCAUGGCUUGGAGCCCACGGAAGGACAAACUCCAGUGGAUGAUGGAGCAGAGCCUCCACGGUGAGGUGAUGAAGACUCAGGACCUGCCGGAUGUGGUCGUAUCUAUCAGCAAGAACCCACACGGCUACAAACUGGCCUGGGACUUCCUCCGAGCCCACUGGCACACCAUGAUCAAGAAGUUUGACCUGGGCUCCCACACUAUAUCAUACUUGGUGACUGGAGUUACCAACCAGUACUCUACCACAGAGAUGCUGGAUGAGAUACGAAGCUUCUUCGGCUCCCUGACCGAGGAGACGGGCUCAGAGAUGAGGUGCAUCCAGCAGACCUACGAGACCAUCGAGGAUAACAUCCGCUGGAUGGACAAAAACCUUCCUCUGCUGCAGGCCUGGCUGAACAAACGCAAUCACCGAGUGCCUCAUGAGGAUUUAUAGCUACAGGGGAAACUAAGUGUCUAGUGUGGAUAACUAUGUUGUUCCAGGCAGAAACAGACGUGUGGUCUCACUUCACAGAUUAGAUAAGUUGAUGAUGACAAUCAGACAUGUCAAACCUGCAACUUAAAGAAUUUAAAAAGUAACAGACUCAGAAUUUGUUUGUACCUUUACCAAAUCCAAAGAUUAAAAAUCAUCACAACAGGUAUUUUGAAUAGACGGAUGUCAGCCGAAGUUUAUUUCAUCUGCCACUGUUGACUGACCAUGACAGUGACUUUUUUUACACCAAGUGUUGUUCAGUGGGCAAAUACUUACAGUUUUAUGUCUAUAAUGGUCUAAUUAGGUAUUGUAAAUACCCCCAGUAUGUGAAAAAUAGCCUGAAGAAUUGCCUUAAUAAACCUUCACACGUGAUGCGGUUUAAGAUGUAACAUAAUUUUUAAGGCACGUUUGGGGUUCCCUUGUUGUGAUCCCCAAAAGAUUAAAAAAAAACAAACAAACCUUUUGUUUGCCUUUUCAAAAAAUGUUCUUGAGGAACAAUUUUCUCAAUGAAUGCACUGAGAGCAGAAGAAUAGUUUUGCUCUUGUCACCGUGUGUCUGUAUAUGUUUGUAGGUGUGUGAUUGCGAAACUGUGUGUUGACAAGCGGGGCUGAGGGUUCGUUUGUUGUUUGUGUGAAGUAAAUUUUGGUUUGUGCUGCAUCAUUGCUGUAGAAAACAGCAACAUAAAGAUUGUACAGGGUUGUACAAUCAGUUAAUGUUGUACCAAAAAUGAAUUGUGAAUAUUAAUUUCUUUAAUAUUUUAGUACCAGAGCACUCCUCAACUAGGAAAACAACAAAAUCUGCAGCAGAAUAUACGGUGGCUACACCUGAAUUAAUUCUGUAAAGCCAGCAAAGCAGGAAGGAGUUACUUUAAUGCACCUGUUGGAUUUUUUUACACAGGUUAAGUGUUGUUACUGAAUCAUAUUAGACCUAAAAAAAAGUGCAGAACUCGGUGUCAUCCGGCUGAGUCUUCAUUUUGCACUGUUUGCUUGAGUUUGAAUAUUGAACAUAAAUAUUAAAUCUGACACCACUGGUUUUCUUUGAACACAUUUAACUUUAUGGAAAUUAAAAUUCUUGACAACAGAAAAAGUAACGUUACAAAAACGUUGUGGUUUAAUCCAUUCAGCAGUGUAAUUUUUUUUAUUGAUUGUAAUGUUACUUUUGUUCAUCUUUAAGGAGAGCAUUUCCUGGUUUAACAUAAAUAAAAUUAAUUUGACUUGCA